AAGUGCAGAAAACAAACCAAGCGGCCGCAGCAGCAGCAGCAGCAGCUGGAGGAGAAGGAGGCGGAGGCGGAGGCGUAGCCGGACUGCGGGCCGCGGAGCUCGCGCUGCCCAUUCAUCCCCGGCCGGAGCCCGGGUGGCCUGUGCCUGCGCGUCCCGCCCGCGGCGGCGCCGAGGUCUGCUCGGAGCCGCGCUCUCCGCGGACCUUCGCUCGGGCCGGGGCGGAGCGAGGAGCGCGGCGCGGCGGAGGAGGCAGCGCCGGCCCGGGUGCGCGGCUGCCGUGCGGGCGGAGCGGCCGCGGCUGCGCCAUGCAGAGCUACAAGUACGACAAGGCGAUCGCUCCGGAGAGCAAGAACGGCGGCGGCCCGGCGCUCGGGCCCGGCCCGCGCAGGAGCGGCGGCAAGCGCGCGCUGCUCAUCUGCCUCGACCUCUUCUGCCUGUUCAUGGCCAGCCUGCCCUUCCUCAUCAUUGAGACGAGCACCAUCAAGCCUUACCAACGAGGGUUUUACUGCAAUGAUGAGAGUAUCAAGUACCCGCUGAAGACUGGGGAGACCAUCAAUGACGCUGUGCUCUGUGCAGUGGGGAUCGUCAUAGCCAUCCUCGCGAUCAUCACAGGAGAAUUCUACCGCAUCUACUACCUGAAGGAGAAGUCCCGCUCCACCAUUCAGAAUCCCUAUGUGGCGGCCCUCUAUAAGCAAGUGGGUUGCUUCCUCUUUGGCUGUGCCAUCAGCCAGUCUUUCACUGACAUCGCAAAAGUGUCCAUAGGGCGUCUGCGCCCCCACUUUUUGAGCGUCUGCGACCCCGAUUUCAGCCAGAUCAACUGCUCUGAGGGCUACAUUCAGCACUACCACUGCAGAGGCCCCGAGAACAAAGUCCAGGAAGCCAGGAAGUCCUUCUUUUCGGGCCAUGCAUCCUUCUCCAUGUACACGAUGCUGUAUCUGGUGCUGUACCUGCAGGCCCGCUUCACCUGGAGAGGUGCCCGCCUGCUCCGGCCCCUCCUGCAGUUCACCUUGCUCAUGAUGGCCUUCUACACGGGAUUGUCCCGCAUAUCUGACCACAAGCACCACCCAAGUGAUGUCCUGGCAGGGUUUGCCCAAGGAGCCCUGGUGUCCUGCUGCAUAGUAUUCUUCGUGUCGGACCUCUUCAAGACUAAGUCGACCCUUUCCCUGCCUCCUGCCGCGAUGAGGAAGGAGGUCCUCUCCCCGGUGGAUGUCAUCGACAGGAACAGUCGCCACAACAUGGUGUAGGUGCCACCCGCCUUCCAUGUGGGUCCUGUAAAGUGACUGCUGACAGCAAGUUCUUGCUGCUCUCUCUAAUCUCAUCAGACAGUAGAAUGUAGGGAAAAACUUUUCGCCCAACUGAUUUUUUAAAAAGUCUUCCUCUGUGGCCUUCCAGAAUAGGCUGUUGUGUUCACCUGUGUGGGAACGACAGCAGACUGAUGCCGAGUGCCGAGUUGCGGGUGUGCAGUGGGCUCUGUGUUCAUGUUCUAGUGAACCCGGCCCAUGCAGGAGCAAAUGGAAAGAUGAUGUAAGCAGAGGCCACUGGGCUUCUUGUGAUCAGAGAAGCCCCGGGUCUGGGAGAAGAGCACAGGUUCAUGUGGGAGCACACAGAGCCAUUGCACUGAGUGCAGGACCUGGCUGUGGAGCUCCCCUCUCCCUGCCUUCUGCCCCUCCCACUUGAUUCUCCACUGUGAUGUUGGUGCAGGAGGUUCUAUUGUAUUUUUUAAACAUAAGGAAUGAGCACAUUUGCUUGGUCCAGGAAUCAGACCCCAAAUCCAAACUCCCAGUCCUCAGGCCUUUGUCACCUUUGCAGGCCACAGGCCCACAGCCACAUCCCUCACACUAGAGAUUAGGAGACUUUAUGAAAGAGUGAACUUCACAAAUAGCACAAUUUCAGGAGAGAUGGAGGGCAUGAAGCCUCCUGUCUUCUUUGACUCGUCAUCCUGUGAUGGAGAAAUGCCACACACAGGAUGCCGCUGUGUACAUGAAUCACCAAGCACUUACACACUUAGAAAUGGCUAGACUUUGGUUCCCGUGCCUUCCCUUGAAAUCAUUUUAUGUGCCUACCAGGAUUUCUGGUGAGGGUCCAGAGAUGAGCAGCGGCAUAGUCUGGCUUCUGUGCAAGAGAAGGGGAGCAGAGGGGCAGAGGGAAAGGUGACCACUCUUUUGGCAACCUCAAGCCAGAACGGCAGAAUGGCAGAUGGUUUCAGGCCUAAGAGGCUGUCCUUCAAAGUAAUGGAGUGGAGAGGGUCUUUGUGGGAGAGGCUCAUGCUGAGCUUUUAAAGCACUAUUGUCUUGGGGUUGACCCCUAGGGCAGUUCUUGGUAGGUUCUGCUGGGCAGAACACAUGGGUUAAAUCUCCGCAGAGAGCUUUCCUUGUCCUCCAUCCACAAGUGUCCUUCCAAGAGAGGUCCCACUCUAGGCGGUAAGCAGGGACCUCUUCUCUUGAACCUCUGAGGAAAGGAGGAAGGAAGCAAUGCUUUUCAGCCUUGGAUGCAAACCUUUCAAAGGGCUACACAGAACCAUAUGGGUCAACCACCUGCACAUCCUUACUACAGAAUCCGUCCUUUCAUUUCAACAUAUAGCAAGCUAUGAUUUUUAUAUAUAAAUAUUAUAUAAAUAAUGUAUAAAACAUUAAAAGUUAACUAUGUAAAAUAUUAUUUCUGAGACAAUUUUAGCUAUAUCCACUACGAUUAUAAACUGUGUCUUGACCUGUGUUAUUUACUUUAGCUGCUUAAAAAAGCAUUGAGUUAAUUGUUUUUGAAAUCAUGACUAAAAUAUCAUAGCUCUGUGGUAGCCACUGUUUUACAAUGAAAGGAAUAACUGCAACUAGAGAAACUGUAUAAAAACAUUAAAUUGUCAGUAUUUUUGUAAGAUUCCAUUUUGUAAAGAGAAUAAUAUUCAAAGACUUUUGUAGCAUACAAAGUGAAAAUUUGUAUCUGCGAAACUAUACUUGUAUUAAAUGUGCUUUUUAAAUAAAAGCUCAUAACACAACUAAGGAAA
This is a messenger RNA of Cavia porcellus (domestic guinea pig), 2998 nucleotides long. It is a transcript of the gene Plpp3, whose product is annotated as phospholipid phosphatase 3. The transcript has 6 exons. NCBI's taxonomy places the organism in Eukaryota, Metazoa, Chordata, Mammalia, Rodentia, Caviidae. Bases 306 to 1244 code for a protein of 312 amino acids. Gene Ontology annotation, molecular function: phosphatidate phosphatase activity; sphingosine-1-phosphate phosphatase activity. Gene Ontology annotation, cellular component: plasma membrane. Gene Ontology annotation, biological process: signal transduction; phospholipid dephosphorylation; phospholipid metabolic process. The record is from RefSeq and is a predicted model, not a curated record.